UCAUAUGAAUGAACUAUGAUUCUAUUUCAUAAAAAGAAAAUAAAAAAAAUCAAAAUCUAGUUAACUAUUUAACAGUGUGGUCAGAAACUCAAGCAAUCACCACCGAUUUCUUUUGAUUCAAAUUCUUCUCAACAUCACCCAAAAUUUCAUUCAUUGGAUCCAACCCAUUAUUGCAAGAUUCGAUUUUACCCAAUCACAUCAAUUUUUCAUUUCUAUGGUUUGAGUCGGUUGGUUGUGUGAUUGGAAGAAGACACCCUUUUUCUCAAAAUCAGAUUUGACCCCUAAAAACCGGUCUUUCAUGAUUUGCAGUCUUCAAUUCAAUCCAAACCAAUUAUUUCUGGAAUUGAUUCUCUUUCAAUUUUGAAUAAGAAUAUUUUAUUGCCUUUUUUUCAUUUCAAAAUUAUCUCUUCAAUUUCAUUUUUUUAUUUUUAUUUAAUUUUUAAUUGUGAUGCUAGAAUAUUACAUGUUAUUAUGUUUAGAUUAAAGAAUAGUGAAAAUCUAGCACGGUUCUUGUACCACAAAACUUUGCAUAUUAACAACCCUAUGGCUUAUUCAAUAGGUUAUGUUGAUCCUUGUUCUCAUUUGAGCAAGGUUUAUGCUAAUGUUUUUGAUUUUGGGGUUAAUAGAAGAUUUGAGUUUGGUAGAAAAAAUUGUGGCUUUUACACUAGUGCUAGUAAUAGCAGUAGGUUUUUUGUAAGAGCUAAUGCAAGGCCUCGCGGUUUUGCAUCUGAUUUGGAGCGAGGGAAUUCUGUUAGCGGUGAUGCUACUGCUAUUAAGGUCGAUAAUGAUAUUGGUGGGUUAAAUGGAAGUUCUACCACGCCUUGUUGUUUUCGUGAUCGUUUGUCUGAGAAACUUGUUGUUGCUGUUGAUGUGGACGAGGUAUUAGGAAACUUCGUAUCGGCUCUCAACAAGUACAUUGCAGAUCAAUAUUCAUCAAAUUAUUCAGUUUCUGAAUAUCAUGUGUACGAGUUCUUUAAGAUAUGGAACUGUUCACGUGAUGAAGCUGAUAUUCGUGUUCAUGAGUUUUUUAAGACACCGUAUUUCAAGUCAGGGAUUCACCCUCUCCCAGGUGCUCAGACGGCGAUUCAAAAGUUAUCAAGAUUUUUUAACCUAUCCAUUGUAACGUCUCGGCAGAAUGUAAUUAAGGAUCACACUAUUGAAUGGAUAGAGAAGAAUUUCCCAGGACUUUUUCAUGAGAUUCACUUUGGUAACCAUUUUGCACUUGAUGGGAUAUCAAGACCAAAAUCAGAGAUUUGUAGGUCUUUAAAUGCCAAGGUUCUUAUUGAUGAUAAUCCGCGGUAUGCAAUAGAGUGUGCUGAAGUUGGAAUCAAAGUCCUACUUUUUGAUUAUGAAAACUCAUAUCCUUGGUCCAAGAAUGAGUUGGUUGAUGAGCACCCUUUGGUGACCAAAGUUAAGAACUGGACAGAAGUGGAACAACAAUUGAUGUCAUUGAUAGCUUCACAGUCUAAAUCUUGACUGAAGUCACCAUUCUCUACAUCAAAUGCUGGACUAAUUCAUGUUUUUGAAAUGUUUAACGUAUAUUCUUGAAGUGCGAUAAUUUGAAGUUACUGCAAGAAGAUAACUACCUAGAGGAAUAUGACACAAUCAGAUUCUUUUUCCCAUUUUGAGCAACACUAAUGAAGAUUGGAACAAGCUGUUCACUAAGGUGGAAAUUCUAGUGAUUUUAUUACUAUAAAUAGGCUAAGAUUUUUUAUGAUCUCCAUGAAUGUAGGAGUGGUAUCUGAAGGAUAUGGUUGCACCAUAUCAUGACUUACAUCGAUCACAAAAUGUAUGAUCUCUUCUCUGAUAUACUUUUUGAUGUGGUUUAUGUGUUUUGGUACACUUGCAUGUCUGUCAAGCCUGAUGAUUACUUUUCAAAUAUAAAUAUUUUUGUUUCUCUGUUAUAAUGAA
This is a messenger RNA of Medicago truncatula (barrel medic), 1911 nucleotides long. RefSeq lists its product as uncharacterized. NCBI's taxonomy places the organism in Eukaryota, Viridiplantae, Streptophyta, Magnoliopsida, Fabales, Fabaceae. The transcript is spliced from 6 exons. The record is from RefSeq and is a predicted model, not a curated record. Gene Ontology annotation, molecular function: 5'-nucleotidase activity. Gene Ontology annotation, biological process: deoxyribonucleotide catabolic process. The coding region runs from base 472 to 1476 and encodes 334 amino acids.